UUCUUUUUUUUUUAUAGAAUUUUCCUUUUUCUUAUUAUAAUAUUUCUAAUUCCGGCUUCGAUUCUCCUUUGUUCAUACAAUAACCGCCUCAUUUCCCCAGUGAAUAUUUUUAAUUUAAAAGUUGAAGGAACAAAACAGAGGGUGGUUUUUCUUUGGUUGUAGCUGAGACUGCUUUUAGGUUUCUUGAUGGCAGAAAAAUCAUGUAUUAAGCGCCUUCAGAAAGAAUAUAGAGCACUUUGUAAGGAACCAGUUUCUCAUGUCGUUGCUCGUCCAUCCCCAAGUGACAUUCUUGAGUGGUAUUAUGUGCUGGAAGGGAGUGAAGGAACACCUUUUGCAGGUGGGUAUUACUAUGGAAAGAUCAAGUUCCCUCCUGAGUAUCCCUACAAACCUCCUGGAAUCACAAUGAUCACCCCCAAUGGACGAUUUAUGACACAGAAGAAAAUAUGCUUGUCCACGAGUGAUUUUCAUCCAGAAAGUUGGAACCCUAUGUGGUCUGUAUCAAGCAUACUCACAGGGCUGCUGUCUUUCAUGAUGGAUAACAGUCCUACCACUGGCAGCGUAAACACUACUGCUGCCGAGAAACAAUGCCUGGCAAAGACAUCCCUUUCUUUUAAUUGUAAAAACCCGACAUUCAGAAAAUUGUUUCCAGAGUAUGUCGAUAAGUACAACAAGCAACAACAACUUGUGCCGGAGCAUUUAUCUGCAGAAUCACCUCAAGGAGAUAACCCUAGACCCGAGAUAGAAAAACCUGUCAACUCUUCCGGGGAAGAUGUUAAAAAUGUAGAUAAGCCGAGGGAUACAAGAAACAGGAAACAACCAUUCCCAACGUGGGUGAUGUUGUUUCUGUUUUCCAUCUUCGGGAUCGUGAUGGCUUUGCCGCUGCUUCAACUUUAAUGUCCCGGGGGGAGGGGGUUUACAACAUGGCAAAUUCCAUUAUUGUUAGUGAUAAUACAGUGUCUAGUUGAGGGAAUCCAUUUAAUGCUCCUUAGGUUUGUCAUGUUAGUAGAAAGUAUAGGGGAGUUUUGAUAAGAUUCUAAGGAAGGUUAAGUUGGAUGUUGACUAAUUAUGUAUCCUAUGUUAAAAGUUCAUGUUGGUAAUUUUAACUAUCGAGUUUGAAACAUUACAUGCU
Messenger RNA from Hibiscus syriacus, 1129 nucleotides. RefSeq names its product ubiquitin-conjugating enzyme E2 34-like. The transcript is spliced from 10 exons. The record is from RefSeq and is a predicted model, not a curated record. NCBI's taxonomy places the organism in Eukaryota, Viridiplantae, Streptophyta, Magnoliopsida, Malvales, Malvaceae. The coding region runs from base 187 to 894 and encodes 235 amino acids.